CACACACACACACACACACAUACACACACGCACGGAUGAACGCACGCACACACGCACACAGCUGGAGAUGCGACAUGGGGCCGGCGGGUUAUUGAGGUCCGGGUAGAAAUAGAACACGAGGACUCUGUCACCCGGGAGGUGGACUGGUCUAGGAGGAGGACUCUGGACUGGGAGGUGGACUGGUCUAGGAGGAGGACUCUGGACUUGGAGGUGGACUGGUCUAGGAGGAGGACUGGUCUAGGAGGAGGACUGGUCUAGGAGGUGGACUGGUCUAGGAGGAGGACUGGUCUAGGAGGUGGACUGGUCUAGGAGGAGGACUCUGGAAUGGGAGGUGGACUGGUCUAGGAGGAGGACUCUGGACUGGGAGGUGGACUGGUCUAGGAGGAGGACUGGUCUAGGAGGAGGACUGGUCUAGGAGGUGGACUGGUCUAGGAGGAGGACUCUGUCACCCGGAAGGUGGACUGGUCUAGGAGGAGGACUCUGUCACCCGGAAGGUGGACUGGUCUAGGAGGAGGACUCUGUCACCCGGGAGGUGGACUGGUCUAGGAGAAAGACUGGUCUAGGAGGUGGACUGGUUUCGGAGGAGGACUCUGUCACCCGGGAGGUGGACUGGUCUAGGAGAAGGACUGGUCUAGGAGGUGGACUGGUCUAGGAGGAGGACUCUGGACUGGCCGAACAGCGAUUGAUCAAAUGAACCACAGACGGCUGCUGCUCUGAAGCUUAAGAGGAGCUAUGAGUGGCAGGGUUAACCCUAACCCUAUGAGGGGCGUUCUGAAGAGGAGGUUUGAGGAGGUGGAGGCGUCCCCAUCCCCCCGCUCCUCCAUCAGGGAGUCCGAUGAGGAGCUGUCCUCGGAGAGCGGCGACAGCGCUGACAGCCUGAACCCGUCCGCCUUGGGACCCGUCGUCCCUGACUCCGUAUUGAAGAGGGGGAAACGCCGCCGCACCAGAAGGGUCCAUUUUGAGAAUGUAACAGUGUACUACUUUGGCCGCAGGCAGGGGUUCACCAGCGUUCCCAGUCAGGGGGGCAGCACGCUGGGUAUGUCCAGCACACACAGCUGGGUGAGGCAGUACUCGCUGGGGGAGUUCGCCCUGGAACAAGAGAGACUACAUCGGGACAUGCUCCGGAACCACCUGAAGGAGGAGAGGGUCAACUCAAUCAAACACAAGCUGAGCCAGGGCGGCUGGGGGGGGUCGGAGGAGGCCCAGGCGCUGGCGGCGGACGACAUCUCAGAUGAGGACCUGGACAGCACGGAGGUGGACGAGUACUUCUUUCUGCAGCCCUUGACCACCAAGAAGAGGAGGGCUCUGCUGCGCUCCUCAGGGGUCAAGAAGAUCGCCGUGGAGGAGAAGCACGAGCUGCGGGCCGUCCGCACGUCGCGGGAGGACUGCGGCUGCGACUGCAGGGCGUUCUGCGACCCUGAGACCUGCGCCUGCAGCGCGGCCGGGAUCAAGUGCCAGGUGGACCGCCUGGCCUUCCCCUGCGGCUGCACCCAGGAGGGCUGCAGCAACACCGCCGGCCGGCUGGAGUUCAGCCCCCUCCGGGUGCGGACCCACUUCCUGCACACCAUCAUGAAGCUGGAACUGGAGAAGAGCCGUGAGCAGCAGCAGCAGCCUCCCCCUAGCAACGGUUACCACGGUGAGAACGGAAUGGGCAGCGGCAGCGCCCGGGUCCAGUCUCAGCACGGCCUGGAGUACGGCCGGUCGGACGCCCUUCCCCAGGGCCCCCUCAUGCACCUGCAGACCCCCAGAGAGAUGGACCAGCACCUGGAGGAUGAAGAGGAGGAGGAGGAUGAUGAAGACGAGGAGGAGGAGAAUGAGGAAGAUGAGGAGGACGAAGAGGACAGCAGCAGUGUGUGCAGUGAAAUCUCCGACUCCAGCACACAGAGCUUGGCUAACAGUGACUCUGAGGAGGAUGAGGAGAACCAGGAUGAUGAAGAUGAAGAAAAGGGGGUGAUCUUCAAGAGCGGGGCCAUACCCCAUGUGUCCCCGCCGACCACCGCCUUGGGCUCCACAGAGGACUCUGGCGCUCAAGACGUGAACGGGAACAGGUGCUUGCCAGACUCGUCCCCUGGAGAGGUUCAGCUGGAGAGCUCCAGCAGCACAAAGGCCCCCAGCUCAGCCUGCCAACACCCUGACCCCCCGGAGAGAGAGCGCCCCACCUCCCAGGACCCACUGGGCAGAGUCCACACGCUGGGCGGAGUCCACACACUGGGCGGAGUCCACACGCUGAGCGGAGUCCACACGCUGGGCGGAGUCCACACGCUGGGCGGAGUCCACAAGCUGGGCGGAGUCAACACACUGGGCGGAGUCCACACGCUGGGCGGAGUCCACAAGCUGGGCGGAGUAAACAAACUGGGCGGAGUCCACACACUGGGCGGAGUCCACACACUGGGCGGAGUCAACACACUGGGCGUGGUCAACACACUAGGCAGAGUCAACAAACUGGGCGGAGUCAACACGCUGGGCGGAGUCCACACACUGGGCGGAGUCAACACGCUGGGCGGAGUCCACACAGUGGGCGGAGUCAACACACUGGAUGGAGUCAACACACUGGGCGGAGUCAACACACUGGGCGGAGUCAACACGCUGGGCGGAGUCAACACGCUGGGUGGAGUCCACACACUGGGCGUGGUCAACACACUGGGCAGAGUCAACACACUGGGCGGAGUCAACACACUGGACGAAGUCAACACACUGGACGAAGUCAACACACUGGGCGCAGUCAACACGCUGGACGGAGUCCACACGCUGGGCGGAGUCCACACGCUGGGCGGAGUCAACACGCUGGGCGGAGUCCACACGCUGGGCGGAGUCCACACGCUGGGCGGAGUCAACACGCUGGGCGGAGUCCACACCCAGGACAGGCAGCAGGCCUCGUCCCGUGGGCUAGCGCUGGAGCGCUACAUGGAUGACCCCCAGCCAGCCGGCCAGCGCCUCACGGCUGGUCCCCAGCCCCCCCUGCCCUCCAGCCCCCCC
Gadus morhua (Atlantic cod) is the source of this 2976-nucleotide messenger RNA. RefSeq names its product cysteine-serine-rich nuclear protein 3 (gene csrnp3). The transcript has 6 exons. Gene Ontology annotation, molecular function: sequence-specific DNA binding; DNA-binding transcription factor activity, RNA polymerase II-specific. Gene Ontology annotation, cellular component: nucleus. NCBI's taxonomy places the organism in Eukaryota, Metazoa, Chordata, Actinopteri, Gadiformes, Gadidae. Gene Ontology annotation, biological process: regulation of transcription by RNA polymerase II. The record is from RefSeq and is a predicted model, not a curated record. The annotation marks the transcript as partial.